This is a messenger RNA of Rotaria sp. Silwood2, 633 nucleotides long. The record is from the annotation of a GenBank genome assembly. Lineage: Eukaryota; Metazoa; Rotifera; Eurotatoria; Philodinida; Philodinidae.
AUGAAUUCAACAACAAAUAGCUCAUUAUUAUUAACAUUAACAUGUUCAUUACAAGUUCGUGUUUAUACAUCAGAUUAUUUAUUUUUUAAAUUACUUAAUUGGACUUAUUUACGUUUACUUAUUGGCCCAGGUAUAUUACUUAAUGCACUUUGUCUUUUUGUUCUUUCACGUCCAAGAUUAUCAAAUAAAUCAACAACUGUUGUCUUUUUGCGAUUUCUUGCAAUUUUUGAUAUUUUGGCCAUUACACUUAAAUAUAUUCGAGCUGAACUUAAUUAUCAAUCAAUUGAAAAAAAGAGAGAUAUUAUUAUAAUAACACCUACAUUUUGUAAAAUACUUUAUGUAUGUAUGAAUGCAUGUAUUUCAAUAGCUAUGUGGACUAUCGUUUUAAUGAGUUUAGAUAAAGCUGUGGCUGUCAGUUAUCCACUCAAAUCUAGUAUAUGGAUAACACAAAAACGAGCUUUUUAUGUAUGCUGUCUUACAAGUCUUGUAUUUUUAUUUGGCAAUUUACCUUUUAUUACAUUAUCCGAUCUACGUUCAGCCCAUAAUAAUCAAGGAUAUUGUGGAUUAACCAAAGAUUCUUUGAUAAUUGAUAUUAUUACAGCUUCUAUUUUACCUAUUGGUAAGUAUUAUUGA